Molecule: messenger RNA, 1632 nt
Organism: Lottia gigantea (owl limpet)
Lineage: Eukaryota; Metazoa; Mollusca; Gastropoda; Lottiidae
Exons: 6
Coding region: 470-1600 (376 amino acids)
Biological process (GO): ubiquinone biosynthetic process; isoprenoid biosynthetic process
Cellular component (GO): transferase complex; mitochondrion
Molecular function (GO): prenyltransferase activity
Source: RefSeq, a predicted model, not a curated record
CUCAAACAUGGCAGUCGAAGUGACUGUGAUGAAAUUUCAACUUAUUCCUUCAUAAGUUUCUUUUAACGCCUUUAUGCUAUUGGGAACUAUCUGAAGCACUCUAUAUUAUCUGCAGGAAUAAGAUAUUAAUGUUGCCAUAAAUCUUACACUUUAUUCUUUUAGCAGACUUUGAUACUCUUAAAUUCAAAGUUUUGGUAGCAGAACAUAAAUAGUUAGUAAUAACAUGAAGUUCAUCAAUAUAAAACAUAACUGUAACAUAAAUGUAGAUUUAUGAAAAUUAAACUAGAAUUUUCAGUGGAACCAUCUGUUAAAACUUGGAAGUGAGCAUCAAUUUAUGGUGGACUUAUGUGAAGUUGGGUUGGGAGAGGAACUAUUGACUCUUUUAUGUAGAAAGUCAAGUCUUGAACUGUGUUUUUAUAUCACUGCUACUUAAUAUUUGCACCAUUGACUCAUACAGAUUGAUGUGAAAAUGAGGAUGAGUUUGAUUAGAAAUAUCCACCGUUUGAAAAAAUUCCAGUGUCAUCGAGUCAGUUGUAGAACUUUAUUUGGUUUCUCCAGACCUGAUGAUUGGAAUAAAGCUGUGACAGACGCUGAAAAAGUAGUUGGUUAUCCCACAUCCUUCAUGAGUUUAAGAUGUCUUCUCAGUGAUGAAUUGUCUAAUGUAGCAAUACAUAUGAGAAAACUUGUUGGUACAAAACAUCCACUGUUAAAAACAGCCAGAGGAUUAGUGUAUGAUGGAACUCAUAAUUUACAGACUAGAGGUUUAAUAGUUUUACUCAUAUCUAAAACAGCUGGUCUUUCACAGAAUAAUUUCCAUCAACAACAAGAUGUUAUAGAAGGUAUUUUACCAAGUCAGAGGUCUUUGGCUGAGAUAGCUGAGAUGAUUUAUACAGCUAAUCUUAUACAUAAAGGUGUUGUUAAUCUGUCAGAUAUACAACCUUCUGAUGGUUCUGUUCAUGAUAUGGAGUUGGGAAACAAAAUGGCAGUUUUAACAGGGGAUUUUUUAUUAGCUAAUGCUUCAACAGGAUUAGCUCAACUUCAUAACACUAAGGUCGUUGAAACUAUAUCAAGUUGUAUAGGGGAUCAUGUAUCAGCAGAGUUUACAGGUUUACAAGAUAAAAAUGGUAGACCCUACUUACCUGAUAAUGUAACCUUCAACGACUGGUUGAACCAGACAUUCCUAUCUUCUGGUAGUCUAUUGUCUAAAAGUUGUCUGGCAGCUGUAGAACUUGCAGGACAUGGGCUAGAAGAACAAACUUCUGCCUUUGAAUUUGGUAAAAAUAUGGCUUUAGCUCAACAGUUAAGUGAAGAUUUAAAACCAUUUUUAAAACCAGAAGAUAAUUUAGAACAACUGACUAUUACUUCAGCUCCUGUUAUAAAAUAUAUAGCAUCAUCCUAUAAUAAACAUCCUAUAUCAUUGUUUAAUAUUUAUUCUCAGAAAAAAAUUUUAGAAGUGAUAAAAGACAGUUCUAUUCUAUCUGAAAGUAAAACAUUAUGUAAUGAAUAUGGAGAAAAAGCUAUCAAUAGUUUAUCUAAGUUUAAAAACUGUCAAGCUAAAAACGCUUUAAUCAAAAUAGUCAAAGCAGUGGUGGAUGUCUGAUCUUUUUAUGAAAUAAAAUUAAUUUAUAUCAA